AUGAAGCCAGACCCUUCACAUCGAGUGAAGUUCAUCCUGAAGCGACUGGGAGUCCUCCUCUUACGAUACAUCUUUCUAUGCCUCUACUACGACCCUAGCUUCCAUCUGUAUAUGCCAGAUGGGAUCCCGUGGAAGCAGGAAGACUUCUCACCUGGCAAUCAACAACUGUUCUGGCGCGUUUUGUUCUCCUUCUCCGACAUUGAUGCACAAGCACGCCACUUUCUUACCCGUGGCACUUUCAUCAGACUACACAUCGUCGGUGAUCAAUUGAUUCCAGAUUAUCUGAUACUAUCAUCAUAUCACGACAUCCUCUCUGUCGUUGCGGUUGGAUUACACGUCGAUAGCCCGGAAGAAUGGCCCCCUCUAUUCGGUCAAAUAUGGCAGGCCUAUAGUGUCAGACGAUACUGGUCACACUUCUGGCAUCUCCUCGUGUAUAGAUCGUUUAGUGCUCAUGCCGAGUACAUGGUAACCAAGGUCACUGGAACUCGGAAGCGUACCACAAUGACGAGAUAUGCAAAUAAUGCUUGUGUCUUUGUUCUUUCGGGACUCAUGCACGCUCUUGUGGAACGGACUCUCAACCGAGAUUCUUGCUCGCUUUGCGGUUGCUGGGCAACAUUUUGGCGUUACUGUCUGCAGGUCGGUGCUAUAAUUUCUGAAGAGGUGUUUCAGAGAGUUAUUGCAGAACUCGAACAUCGCUUGAUCCCGGGAGAAGUGCGAUCCAUGUUUGCCGCAACGAUGCAUAGAAUUACCGGCUACAUCUGGGUCAUUUUCUGGACGCUGUGGUCAAAAGAGUUUACUUUCUUUCCCCAAGCCUACUGUCUAAAACAACAAAUAGCGGCAUGA
Molecule: messenger RNA, 843 nt
Organism: Fusarium sp. VM40
Lineage: Eukaryota; Fungi; Ascomycota; Sordariomycetes; Hypocreales; Nectriaceae
Source: the annotation of a GenBank genome assembly